AUGAACAUGGUUUCGAGUCUCCUCUUUAAAUCGACACUACGAAAAGCCCAACUAAGCUCGAAGCGCCAGCUUUCCGCCAUGGCAACUAGUGAGCUUCACGAGAAAGUACCUUUACAGGAAAGUACCGGCAACGACGGGCUGGGCCAGCAAUAUGGAGGUGGUCAUACGGGUAAAUGGGUUAGUCGCCUCCCGCCAUCGGUGAUUCCGUACAUACAAUUGGCUCGGCUUAGCCCCCCUGUUGGGCUUAUCCUCAUCUAUAUUCCGCAUUUCCUUGGUAUUCUCCACUCGGCCAUCCUGCAGCAGGGCUCAAGUCCCGCAGCCCUAUGGACUGCCGCCGUCCUACUUCUUGGGGGCAGUUUAUUCUGUUCCAAUGGCGCACAUAGCUGGAAUGAUUUGAUCGAUACUGCUGUCGACAAGUUAGUUGCUCGCACUCGCAAUCGUCCUAUUGCUCGAGGUGCCAUCUCACCCCGGGCUGCCUUCAUUUUCACCGUGACGCAAGCCGCUAGCGCCGCAGUAUUCCUUCUCGGCUUUCCAAAGCAGAAGGUUGCAGCGUAUUGGGCAGUACCGAACAUCAUCGCUACGAUAUACUACCCCUACGCGAAACGUCAUACCUAUUUCGCUCAGUUUGUUCUAGGAUUCUGUCUUUCGUGGGGGGUUUUCAUGGGUGCUCUGGCGAUGGACGCGGAUCCCCUGGAGAAUUAUUCAACUGCGUUCCUGUUCCUUGCAUGCAUCCUUUGGACGGUUAUCUACGAUACGAUAUACGCACAUCAGGAUGUUAAGGAUGACGCCAAAAUAAACCUAAAGAGAUCUGUUCUUAUCACAGGGGCCAAUGGGUCCCUUGCAAUACACGCUGUUGACCAUCUCCUUCGUCAUCACCCAGAAUAUGCUGCUAUCUUAACCGUACGAGAUGUUGAUGACGCCAACAGCAAGAGACUGCGUGAGAUAGUAUCGAAAUACCCAAAUGCAAAGACAUUUAUCCACCAGCUUGACCUUGCUGACCUCUCGGCCGUCCAUGAUUUCGCCAGCAAAAUUGAGAAAGGGGUAGCUGAUAACUCGUAUCCUCCACUUAGCGCCAUCAUCGCCAAUGCGUAUUAUUGGAAUCUCGUCCGCGACCCUGAGCUCACAAAAGAUGGUUACGAGAAGACCUUCCAGAUUGGCCAUAUCGCCCACGUAGCUCUAGUGCUACGUCUCUUAGGGAGCUUUGGACCGGAAGGAGGAAGAGUUGUACUUUUUUCGAGCGAUGCACAUUGGCCUGGCAAGAACUCAUUGGAGAAAUAUCCACCACAAAUCCCAGAGGACCUCGAACAGCUCGUUAAGGCCGAUAUUGGGGCCGACAAGACAGGUUUAGGAUUCCAGAAGUAUGCGAAUACAAAGUUGGCAAUUGUGACAUGGUCGUAUGCACUGGAUAGGCAUUUGAAGAAGGACCCGAGUUUAAACAAGAUCACAGUAGUAACAAUUAACCCCGGGAACCUGAUCGACUCACGUGCGCUUCGAGUUAACACUCCAAAGCCCUUCACUUACAUGCAGAAGUUUGUUCUUCGACCUCUUCUACCCCUGAUUCGGCUAAAAGAUCAUACGGCGCGCCUCUCGGCCCCAGCCGGAGCAGACGUUAUCGAGCUAGCCGUUGACUCAAAAUACGUGGGCCAGGCUGGUUAUUAUACUCUUCUGAAGAAGGAUGAGAGUUCGCCGGAGAGUAAAGAGGAACUGAAGCAGGAAGCACUAUGGACGAAGAGUUUAACUUGGGCUAAGAUCAAUAAGGAGAACACUUCUUUGGCCCUUGACUCUUAA
Messenger RNA from Daldinia childiae, 1788 nucleotides. Its product is annotated as 4-hydroxybenzoate polyprenyltransferase, mitochondrial. Gene Ontology annotation, molecular function: 4-hydroxybenzoate polyprenyltransferase activity. The transcript is spliced from 4 exons. Gene Ontology annotation, cellular component: mitochondrial inner membrane. Lineage: Eukaryota; Fungi; Ascomycota; Sordariomycetes; Xylariales; Hypoxylaceae. Gene Ontology annotation, biological process: ubiquinone biosynthetic process. The record is from RefSeq and is a predicted model, not a curated record. Bases 1 to 1788 code for a protein of 595 amino acids.